CCCCCCCUCAAGUUGUUUUUUGCAGUGAGCAGCUUUGCAGAGAGUCACAGGGGAACCUCUCUCUUGUUUUCUUAGUCUCUUUCCUAUUAUUUUCUUGAGCACAGCGUUUUUCAAAACUAGAUUUAUGCUUUAUAUCGUAACAAAUCUCGGAUUUGAACCUCUCCACACUUCCAUCAUGCCACUUCUUUUCCGAAUAAACUGCCUUUGUGCGCAAUUUUUCACUCGAAUAUCCUCGUCUUUUUGUCGUCCGCGGCGAAUUUAGCCCAGACUCCAGCCCGUCUCGCUGGCCGAGCCUCCGCAGCAUCCCAUGCGUUAGGACGAGCCACCGGUGGAGAUGUUUUCGGCCGGGGACGAGGUUAAUCCCCGUUUGUUUACCUCGCUGAAGGAGUCCCCCGGAGCUGCCAUCUCCCCGACGCUGGAGCUCAGCCUCACCACCAUCUACACCGUCCUCUAUUCUUCCCUGUUCCUCUUCGUCUACCUGCAGCUCUGGCUCAUCCUGCACUACGGACACAAGCGCUUCAGCUUCCAGAGCGUGUUCUUGUUCCUGUGCCUGCUGUGGGCUGCGCUGAGGACGACCCUGUUCUCGUUCUACUUUAGGGAUGUGGUGCAGGCCAACCAGCUGCAGCCUCUGGCCUACUGGCUGCUCUACUGCUGCCCCGUCUGCCUGCAGUUCUUCACACUCUGCCUGCUCAACCUCUACUUCACACAGGUGAUGUUUAAGGCUAAAGCCAAGUAUUCCCCAGAGCUCACCAAGUACAAGGUUCCGCUGCGCCUGUUCUUCCUGUGCCUCAGCACCUGUUUCCUGGUGGUGAACUUGACCUGCGCGCUGCUGGUGCAGGAGGCCCUGGAGCGACCGGAGUCGAGCAGCGACGGCGGCGCCAGACACGCGGUUCUGGCCCGCGUGCUGAUCAACGACAGCCUGUUUGUGCUGUGCGCCGUCUCGCUGGCCGUCUGCAUCUUCAAGAUCGCCAAGAUGUCCUCUGCCAACGUGUACCUGGAGUCCAAGGUAGGAGGGCGGGCGCUCGGCGCGUGUGAGUGUGAAGGGGCUCCCAGCCGCACCGUGAAGUGUCUGUGCUUCCAGGGAACGUCCGUGUGCCAGGCCACGGCCGUGGGCGCCGUGCUGAUCCUCCUCUACGCAUCCAGAGCCUGCUACAACCUGGUGGCCGUGCUCCUGUCGCCGCAAGGCCGGCUCAGCCCGUUCAACUACGGCUGGUACAGCGUCUCGGAUCAGGCUCUGCGUGUGCUGCAGGCGGACGUGCAGGAGAUCAGUGGGGAGGCCUACGUGGUGUUCGGCAUCAUCCUGUUCUUCUGGGAGCUGCUGCCCACCAGCCUGGUGGUGGUUUUCUUCCGAGUCCAGAGACCCAACCAAAACCUGGCUCCGGGCGGAAUGAUCAACAGCCACAGCUUCAGCUCCAGGGCCUAUUUCUUCGACAACCCCCGGCGCUACGACAGCGACGACGACCUUUCCAGGAGCAUCAACACCAGGGCGGAUCGGACCAGCCUCCUGUCCUCCACGCCUCAGCCGGGCGCCUCCAGCUGGUACGGCUCCAUCCAGCGCAACGGGACGCUAGCGGGCGGCGCCGCGUCCGCCCAGCAGCCGCCGGCGUCCACCGCGCCGCUGCUCUUCGCCUACGGGAACGUACAGAGCCACCACCAUCACCACAACUACUACUCCACGCCGCAGAACAACCACCAGCACCAGCAUCACAGCAACUACUACUCCACGCCGCAGAAUUAUUACUGUGGCUCGCAGACGUAUUUCUGCACCCCACAGAAUUAGGCGGCAAGGUUUUAAAAGACUAAUAAUGACUAAUUAUUACCUGUGCGUCGUCGUGUUGCUUCCCCGACCGCUCGUGAAAGACGAUAUGGAAGAUCGCUGAGGACCAAGAGAUGGGAAUUGAUUUGCCAACAGAUUUUGAUGGAAAGCGUGAGCAACUGGGAAGACGUAGUGCCAUGACUAACUGCUUUUUAAUGACUUUGGAAUCGCUGAACGGACAGAAGGAGGAAAAGACCUUUCUGUUCAGCCAAUGAUUGAGACUGAAAUCAUCAGGGACCAGACAAUCGUUGUUCUCAUCGUCGUGUCUUCGUUCUGUCUGCUUCUACCAAAGGUGUCCCACACCGGCAGGAGUCAGGCUCAUGGAGCUCAGUGGGGAAUAUUCCAUCCAUAUGAUUUAGAGUAGUGGACGAUGCUGGCUGACCGCUCCAUCCUGUGUCCUCAAAGGUUUCUGAUGAUGAAAACCAUCAUUUGCAUGUUAAAGGGCAUUUCACUGUGUUUUCCCAUUUUUCAGGAUUUAGCUCUAGAACCAACCAUUGGCUUUCUGAGGGCUACAUUAUCACAAUGCUAAAUACUAGCUUAAACCCACUGUUCAGCUUUAAUGUGUCAAUUCAACUUCAACUUUGCAGAGCUCAUCAUUUCCCAUAUUCAAAGUCCUAGUCACGUUCAUAAGUAUCCUCCGUGGAGACAGCUUCCAGCACCCAAAUCUGCCAUUUAAAUGUAGCUGCCACUAAUGGGAGUUGGAACUGCACCCGUCCAGUCUAAUGUGGUGCUGGAUGGAAAUACUCCACAGUAGAUCAAUAUAAGCUUCUUCAGCCACAAUUAUGAUGGAAAUGAUGUGAAAACUAGUAAGUGAAGGGCCAAGACACAGCUACAGUCGCCGAAUGUUUGGGAUCAAAUCAUCAUUAUGUAUUUUACCUUUUAGCUGUAUUAUAUGUGUGUACGUCUUAAUGUUAAUCAAAUUCAUCAUUGGAACAGAACUAAUAAGCCUUUUUUAAUCGUAUCUUCAGAGUGUUUUUAGCCAAAACAAUCAUGGAGUCUGAAACUUGGUGAGCUGUGAGGCAACAAUUUGCACUUGAGAGGGAAAAGGCUUCAUGGCCUGAAUAUGGGAUUUCACCUCCUGCUUUAUUUUAUGUCUCUUCCUCAACAAGCGUCUGUUUCGGCUCAAUGUUGCUCUUCAUCCUGUGAUAAAGGAGACUCUAAAUGUGCCAUCACGUGUUGUCAUAUCAUGUCAUAGUUUCAUUCCUUAAGGAAAAUAUUUUUGCACAAGAAAUGGCUGGAUGAUGUUUUUAAUCCAUGUUAAUCAAUUACUGAUCUGUGUGUGUUGGCUUGUAAGUGUGUGUGUGUGAUCUUAGUUUUGUUUUUAACUCUCAUUGCGCCUUUGUGUUGUUAUUUUGUUUUAUAAUGAUUAUUACUGUUUGUGUUUCCCAUUUCUACCAUUGACAUCUGAAUCUUACAACAGACUGUGGUGUAAGUAACAGUUCACGUUCAUGGAAGAUUUGCGUUCAACGACCAAAAUCAGUUUGUGUGUGUGUGUGAACCGAGCUUGUUUGGACGGAAAGUAAAACGCUGCCCACGUGUUUUUAAUACUUGCACCGCUGCCAUGAAACCCAAUCUGUAAAUGACCAUUUGACUUCAUGCUAGAAACGAUAAAACGCACCUCGAGCAGCAAGAAGUGAGCGCUAAUGUCAUUGAGCAGAGGUGCAACCCUCGACCACGCGUUCCAUCGCUAACAUUGAGACCAUUAGAGACCGCUUUGAAAAUGAGUCCAAGGAGUGAAGUCCUCACUCUUGGGUCCAGAUGUUCACCUACUUCAGAUAAAGUUAAAUCUGCAUGCUUCAGUAUUAGCGAGAAAUCUGUUUUUCUUUUCAAGGUGAUAUAAUUUGUGUAUUAAUGUUGUGCGCUCUGUCCUGAAAAGGAAGUAACAAUGGUUUUAUUAUGGCCAUGUUGAAUGUAACCAGUUGUGCAACUGUUCACUAAUGAUGUAUGCAAGAAAAGCACUACCAUGUUUAAAUAAAGGCCUAUUGCACUGUUUUUAAGACAAAA
Molecule: messenger RNA, 3820 nt
Organism: Betta splendens (Siamese fighting fish)
Lineage: Eukaryota; Metazoa; Chordata; Actinopteri; Anabantiformes; Osphronemidae
Gene: gpr137c
Product: G protein-coupled receptor 137c
Exons: 7
Coding region: 335-1780 (481 amino acids)
Biological process (GO): positive regulation of TORC1 signaling
Cellular component (GO): lysosomal membrane
Source: RefSeq, a predicted model, not a curated record